Messenger RNA from Cannabis sativa, 927 nucleotides. RefSeq lists its product as uncharacterized. The transcript has 3 exons. Bases 1 to 927 code for a protein of 308 amino acids. The record is from RefSeq and is a predicted model, not a curated record. Lineage: Eukaryota; Viridiplantae; Streptophyta; Magnoliopsida; Rosales; Cannabaceae.
AUGAGGAAACUUGGGCAGAAAACCGAUUUCACUUUCCAUCAUAGAUGCAAGGAGCUGACUUUGAAUCAUCUCGUGUUUGCGAAUGAUGUUCUACUAUUUUGCAAUGGUGAUUUCAAUAGCAUCAUUUACUUGCUACAGGGUCUUAAACUGUUUUCUCAGACAUCGGGUUCGCAACUUAAUCCCUCCAAAUCGGCUAUCUAUUGUCAUGGUAUGACUCAUUCAGAGAUUCAACGAAUUCUUGAUGCUUCAGGUUUCCAAAGAGGUGGAGUUCCUUUCACCUAUUUAGGAAUUCCUAUCAGUCCUAAAAGAUUAUCACCAAAAGAAUGCUCCAGUUUGGUUGAAAAGAUGACUCAGAGAAUCAGAGCUUGGAGUACUCGUCAUAUUUCUUUUACGGGCAGAGCUGUCCUUGUAAACUCAGUUUUGAGCCAGGUCAUGCUUCUUCCAAAGAAGGUCAUUAAAGAGAUAGAAAGCAUUUGCAAAGCUUUUCUAUGGAAAGGACAACAUAUGAUGAUAGGAGCCAGGCAAAUCGCUUGGGAAAAUGUUUGUCAAUCCAAAAUAGCUGCAGGUAUUGGUUUUAAAAAAGUUGCUGAUUGGAACAAAGCGGCAGUGUUCAAGUAUGUUUGGGCAAUUGCAACCAAAGAAGACAACUUGUGGGUGAAAUGGAUACAUAGUGUAUACAUUAAAGGCAAGGAUUGGUGGAGCUAUGAGAUACCUCAAACAGGCAGCUGGUAUUGGAGGAAGAUUGUAGCUCUAAAAGGUACGUUGCUGAACUUAGUUGAUCCUAUCACAUUCACUACAAAAUAUAAAGUAGCAGAUGGCUACAAGUGGCUGUGUCCCACGAUUGAAAACCAGAGACCGUUUUCUCAGAUUUCAAAUUGCAACAGAUCCCUCAUGUUUGCUCCACUCGGGGAGUGCAGAAACUUGUGA